AAAAUCUCUAAUAAAAAAAGAGGAAACACGAUGCUUCCUCUUAAGACCAGACUAUUCAGAGUUGCAACGGUACCUAGAUCUGCGUAUGAAUUCAGGACAGCUUGCAAGCGAUGGGGUCAAACUUCCAAGCGAGCCUGUGUAAGCUUUUGCCCGACGCUUGCACCUCAGACACAGCCAUGAGCAGGCUGAGCUGCAUGGAGAGGGCUCUUCUGCUCAUCUCCUGUCUGAUCACCAGCCUCAUGCUGGCUUUGCUUCUCCUCCUUGCUCUCCAUGUGCCCUUUCUCUAUGGCUUCGAGGUCUCUGUCCCUGUCACUGGUGUGCUCUGGCUCUGCGUGACGCUGGCCACGUGCUUUUCUCUGAGAGCCCGCUGUUUCGGGAUUCUGUUGCUGAUCUCCAUCAGUUUGAAGGAGGGCAGGAAUCUGCUCAUCACGGCUGGGACGACGGCAAUUGUCUUCUUGAACAUUCAGAACUCACUGAGGAACCUCAGGGGACUGGCGAAGAGUCUCUUGUGCACUAUGGAGGAAAAGUUGCUGGAUGUCGACGUUUCUCCACUUAGCAAUUACAUCCAAUUGUUAAAAUGUGUAGCGAGCCAACUUAUGCAAGCCAUCAAAGAGAAGCCGAAUGUUUUUGGCAGGUACUACACAAGCUUCACACUUACACCAACUGUGCACUCGCAGAACUUCAAAGAUAAAAUAGCUGAAGCUGAAAGGACGCUGAACAAGACCACCGAGAAUGUGCUGGUGGCCAUCGAUACAGCUUCCUCAGUGGCAAAGAUAGUGUCUCCAGCCUUGGGCAUUCUGCUGCUCUUCGUCUUCACGGCCCUGUAUCUGAGAAGGUUUCGUUCUGACAGAGAGCACAACAUCUUCAUCACCCGAAACUUUCUGAAGUACGAUGAAGAACAGCGACUGCUGGGGAAGCCCUCCGUCUUCCCGCUCAGCCGGAAGGAGUCAGAACGUUACAUCAUGGUUCCGUCAGCUAGGUUCACGAGGAGGGAGGCAAAAACCAUGCUAAAAUUUAGUUUCCCGAUCGUAACCCACAGUAUGACCUGGAUGUUCUUCAUAGGAGUGGAUGCUCUGCUGUACUGGAUCAUCACCAUUCUUAGAAGGCAACUGGAGGAGCUGCAACCCCUUCAUGUCCCUGUGGUGCUAAAUGAGAAGAAGGAAAUACUUGUUGCAGGUGUUGGCUUCAAUGAAGACCAAAAGGUGUACAACUUUUCCUAUGAUGUGUUCAUCUUUGAAAAGAAGUGUUUACCAGCCCCAGAACUGUGGCUGUACAAAUCACUCAUGCCACUGUCAGGCAUUCUCGCCUUGCUGGUUCUUUUGGUUGUGGUAUCUUCAAAGCUUGACCAGCUGAGGGUCCUGGUGUCUGAACAAUUCUUUGCUGAUGUUGCUGAGGAGAGGAUUGCAGCGCUUCAUGCAAAGAUCCUGAGCAGGAGGUCCAAGUGGAAGGUCCAGACUAUACAACCAAGCCUGAAAUCAUUUGUGACUCAGCUCAGGUUUUGGUUCCCCAUUUUAUUGUCAUCAGAAACACAACAUGAAGAAAAUUCCAUGAAGUUUGUUUUCAGCUGAAUUCUACUGUUUUUGUGUCUCUUUUAUCUUACAGACUUGAAGUGUCCAAAAAUCUUUAUCUUGUAUAUUUUUGGUGAAACACAUGUAACUUGUACUGAUGUUAUGUGAGUUAUGGGGGUGGUGAACUCUAAGGCUAAAUGUGUGUGUGUGUGUGUGUGUGUGUGUGUGUGUG
Messenger RNA from Electrophorus electricus (electric eel), 1740 nucleotides. Lineage: Eukaryota; Metazoa; Chordata; Actinopteri; Gymnotiformes; Gymnotidae. The record is from RefSeq and is a predicted model, not a curated record.